UAUAUUUUGCUUGUGUUUAGCUCUGUAAAUUUUGGGUUUUGCUUGGAAAAAUUUUUGGUUUGUACUUUUGGAGGAGAAAUGUGGAGCGAAGAGCUGUAUUUCUGGGGUUCUAAAAUCGAUUGGAGAGAUUUGAUGGAAUUUUAAGAGUUGAUGCUUUACUUUUGGACAUUUCAUGGAGCUUAUAAUCCGGUUCGGUUCAAGUCACUUAACCAGAUUUGAUUUUAAGCUUCGAUUUGUUGCUGUUUUAUUGGAGAUUUUAUUGUUAUUGUUAUGGUUUGAAGCUGCUACCGCUAAGUUCCAGGAGCAUGAUGAUCUGCAAUGGGAAGGCCAAGAAAGAGGAAGCAGUGAAAACAUUGCUUUGCAUUCAUGUAUUCAUGACCAGAUAGUUGAACAGUGGAGGCGACCAGGCCAUAAGGUUUAUUCUGUUACUCCUCAAGUUUAUGAGCACUCAGGUAUCUCAAAUCAUGUGGAUCACAAAGAAAGGUCAUUGCUUGGGAUUCCCGAAUUGCUUGGUCAUCCAAAGGAUGCUAAACAACCUAUAAGAAUAUUUUUAAAUUACGAUGCUGUUGGCCACUCACAGGAUAGAGAUUGUCGAAAAAUUGGUGACAUUGUGAAGCUUGGGGAGCCACCUCUGAGUUAUCCGCCUGGCUUGCCCUCCUGCAAUCCCCAUGGUGAUCCUCCAAUCUAUGGUGACUGUUGGUAUAAUUGCACUUUGGAUGAUAUAUCUAAGGAGGAAAAACGUCGCCGACUUCGCAAGGCUCUAGGACAGACUGCUGACUGGUUCAAGAGAGCCUUGGCUGUUGAGCCUGUGAGAGGGAAUUUGAGAUUGAGUGGAUAUUCUGCAUGCGGACAAGAUGGAGGUGUACAGCUUCCUCGUGAAUAUGUUGAAGAUGGUGUUGCUGAUGCAGACUUGGUUCUUCUAGUGACUACAAGACCUACCACUGGCAACACUUUGGCAUGGGCAGUAGCGUGUGAACGCGACCAAUGGGGCCGUGCAAUAGCUGGUCAUGUGAAUGUUGCUCCUCGACAUUUAACGGCUGAAGCGGAGACUUUACUUUCAGCUACACUUAUCCAUGAGGUUAUGCAUGUUCUUGGCUUUGGCCCACAUGCUUUUGCUCAUUUUAGGGAUGAGAGAAAAAGGAGGCGCAGUCAGGUCACUGCACAGACCAUAGAUGAAAAGCUUGGGAGGAUGGUAACUCGUGUGGUGCUUCCACGUGUUGUUAUGCAUUCACGACAUCAUUAUGGGGCGUUCUCAGAAAAUUUUACAGGCUUAGAGCUAGAAGAUGGGGGAGGGCGUGGCACAUCAGGAUCUCACUGGGAAAAGCGACUUUUGAUGAAUGAGAUAAUGACGGGAUCUGUGGAUACAAGAUCAGUAGUUUCGAAAAUGACACUGGCAUUGUUGGAAGAUAGCGGAUGGUAUCAAGCUAACUAUAGCAUGGCAGAUCAUCUUGAUUGGGGUCACAACCAAGGAACAGAUUUUGUUACCUCUCCUUGCAAUCUCUGGAAGGGGGCAUAUCAUUGCAAUACAGCCAAUUUGUCUGGCUGUACAUAUAACAGGGAAGCAGAGGGCUACUGUCCUAUUGUAAGUUAUAGUGAGGACCUUCCUCAAUGGGCUUGGUAUUUUCCUCAGGCUAACAAGGGUGGUCAGUCCUCACUGGCAGAUUAUUGCACAUACUUUGUGGAAUAUUCUGAUGGAUCUUGUACAGACACUAAUAGUGCUAGGGCCCCAGACAGAAUGUUAGGUGAAGUGAGAGGGAGCAAUUCCAGGUGCAUGGCUUCAUCCUUGGUGCGUAAAGGUUUUGUGCGUGGUUCUGUGGCCCAAGGAAAUGGCUGUUACCAGCACAGAUGUGUAAAUGAUUCAUUAGAGGUUGCCGUGGAUGGUAUUUGGAAAGUCUGUCCUAAAUCUGGUGGACCAGUUCAGUUCCCUGGUUUUAAUGGUGAACUGAUUUGUCCUUCUUACCAUGAACUCUGUAGCAUUCCUGCGGUUUCUGUGUCUGGCCAAUGUGCAAAUUCUUGUAAUUUUAACGGUGACUGUGUAAAUGGAAAGUGCCAUUGCUUUCUGGGGUUUCAUGGUCAAGAUUGUAGUAAAAGAUCUUGCCCCAGCAAUUGCAAUGGGCAUGGAAAGUGCCUCUCAAAUGGGGUCUGUGAAUGUGAUAACAGCCAUACCGGCAUUGACUGCUCCACUGCUGUUUGUGAUGAACAAUGCAGCCUCCACGGCGGUGUCUGUGACAAUGGAGUUUGUGAGUUCCGCUGCUCUGACUAUGCAGGCUACACAUGCCAGAAUAGCUCUACACUCCUCUCGAGUCUUUCAGUAUGCAAGGAUGUGUUGGAGAGGGAGUUGUCUGGGCAACAUUGUGUACCUAGUGAAGCAAGUAUGUUACAGCAGCUAGAAGAAGUUGUUGUCAUGCCCAACUACCACCGUCUAUUCCCUAGCGGUGCACGAAAGUUGUUUAAUAAUGUAUUUGGAAGCAGCUACUGUGAUGCAGCUGCUAAGCGACUGGCCUGCUGGAUUUCGAUCCAAAAAUGUGAUAACGAUUUGGACAACAGGCUGCGGGUAUGCCAUUCGGCAUGUCAGUCAUAUAAUCUAGCAUUUGGAGUAUCACUAGAUUGCUUGGACCAAACUCUGUUUAGUAGCGAAGAGGAAGGUGACAGCCAAUGCACCGGCUUUGGCGAGACGAAGGUUUCCUGGUAUAAUCGCUUUCGAACUAGUUUCUUUUCGAGAAAUAUGGCUUUGAAAGGAUUGUCUGUAAAAUAUAGGAAGUAUUAGCAUCACCCCCAACUGCCCUCCCCCCCCCUCCCUUCUAGGGUUCCAGAGUAGGAAAGGUGGCACUUAAAAUGCAGUGCCCUGUCCAAAAUUCAGUUAGAAAAAUUGGGCAUGGUUAGGCUUCCCAAUUAAAAAGCCUCUGUAGAGAAGAUUGAAAAUGUAAAAAAAGAAGAAAAAUAAGCGAGCAGAGUUAGUGAUCCAUGUUUGGCCGAAGGCCUUGAAAGGAAAAGUCCCCAUGUUUUUCGC
This is a messenger RNA of Hibiscus syriacus, 3010 nucleotides long. Its product is annotated as leishmanolysin-like peptidase. Gene Ontology annotation, cellular component: membrane; cytoplasm. The transcript is spliced from 17 exons. The record is from RefSeq and is a predicted model, not a curated record. Lineage: Eukaryota; Viridiplantae; Streptophyta; Magnoliopsida; Malvales; Malvaceae. The coding region runs from base 173 to 2767 and encodes 864 amino acids. Gene Ontology annotation, biological process: cell adhesion; proteolysis. Gene Ontology annotation, molecular function: metalloendopeptidase activity.